Molecule: messenger RNA, 1427 nt
Organism: Hydra vulgaris (swiftwater hydra)
Lineage: Eukaryota; Metazoa; Cnidaria; Hydrozoa; Anthoathecata; Hydridae
Molecular function (GO): nucleic acid binding
Source: RefSeq, a predicted model, not a curated record
UUGAUUCAUCCUUAAAUUGCUCUAAUGUAGUCUGCUUUUUGUUAACAAUAUCUGGAAAUUUCUUCCACAGAUAAGGUCCCCGGUAUUUAAUUGAAUAGGAAGUUAAUUUUGAUUUAUGUUUUGGAACAAGACCACACAAAUAAGAAGAGCUUUAAAAGAAAAGAUGAAAGUAGAACGAGCAGCAGGGAAAUACGCUUUUAUAUCGUACGGUUGAUCAUACGUGAUUGGGCUUCCAAUCGAAAAAAGAAUUAGGUAUGGCAUAUUUUUCAAGACCAUUUCUGGAGAAGCAAAGUUGUUUAAUGAGCAAAUGAUCGCUCUAUGACUUAAAACAACACUGCCUACAAUUCUCUCUCUACCAAUGUUUGCCUCAAAAGUUUACAUUUAAGUAAUGAAAAGUGCACAGGAGGCAAGCAUAGUAAAGUUCGACUGACUGGGACGGCCACGGGUAAUGUUAAAGGAGAAAGAAUUUCAAUGUUAGCAAAUGGAAAAUCGAAAUCUCCUAGAUGUUUCAAAGGUGUGAAAAAUAUUCCUUGUUGCUAUGGGGUCCAAUCAAAAAGUUGGAUGUCGGCAGAAUUAUUCGAGGAGUGGGUUAAAGAAAUUGACCAAAAGUUUAGUUUUCAGAAAAAAAAAUUGCUUUAAUUAAAAAUAAUUCUUCUGCCCAUCCUAACGUGCAGAAACUUGAUUGGGUGGAGCUUAUCUUUCUUCCACCGAAUACAACCUCGAUCACCCAACCUAUGGAUCAAGAAAUUAUCCAAUCUCUUGAAGCAAAAUAUCGCUCACUUGCAGUGAAAAAGCAGAUAGCUGCCUUGGAAAAAGAGAACAAGACACUUACGCUUUCUAUUUUAACUGCUAUGUUUAUGCUAACAGAAGUAUGGAACUCUAUUCCAGAGCAGACCUUUAUAAAUUGUUUCAAGAAAUCAAUAAUAUUAUUAGAAGUAGUAAAAAAGCAUAUAAAUGUUAAUAACAAUCCAUUCUGUGGCUUAGAAGUAGAAGAGGCUGUAAUGGAAAACUCUAAAGGCGAUCUUGAAUUGUUAAAAGCAAAAUUUGAUGCAGAUUUUAACCUCACGAUCGAUGAGUUAGUUAACAUAAAUUUCGAUGUUUGCAUUGCAAAAAUAUCAUCAUAUGACAACAUUAUUGCAGAAGUUUCUAGACAUGAUGCUAUUGAAACUGAACAGAAAUCGGAUGAUGAGUGCGUUGAUGUUUUUGACGAUGCUACAAAACCAAGUUUAAACAAAGCAGUGCAUGCUAUCACUGUACUUGAAAAUUACAGUCUUUGUUCUAACUUUGCAGAAAAUUUGACAAAGGCUCUUAAAGAUAAAAAUUGCGUCGUUGACAUAGAUUUACAAAGUCAUAAAAGACAAUAUACUAAUACUGACUUUUUUUUUGAAAAUGUAAAUGUUUAAAACGCAUAAUAUAUAUUGCAUUUA